CAUACGAUUAAAAGCAAGAGAGAAAGCAUUCGCAAUCACAGGCUUCGUGCGUCAGCGACAAGCCGACUGUGCAUACUAGUCGUCCAUUUCAUGAUUCGCAACAUGUUAUCUGACUACGUUGUAUCUGUGCUAAAUCGUAGCUGUAGUGCACUGACAGCUGUUUUGGUGAUUUGAAUCUCAUUCAGCCCCAAGUUUUCUAGGUCUUGACAUUUUGGUGGCUUUCUCUUUGAUAUAAAUUCUUUGGUGUCAUAAGCAAAUCAUUUACAACAAAACACACACAUAAUCUUUAAAAUAAACCAUGAAUAAAUGAAUUCAUAAUUUGUCUUAAUUCGUUUUUUUUUUUAAAUCGCACGGAAUAUGUAAUAUUUAGACAAAAUAUUUCUAAUGUAUGUUUUUUACAAAUUGUUUUUUUUUAAAAAGGAAAGUACUGUUGGAAGCUCUAAACUGUUUAGAUCAAGUUCAAUAAGUCCCUUGAAGUUAUGUACUGCAUAUUUUAUCUACUUAUUAGUGGUAAGGCAUAACAUUUUAUAAUAUUUCUUUUGUACAACUGAUUAAUUACAACUUACAAAUUAUAUACCGGAAAGCAGUAUCAAAAGCAGUACAUCAAUAAGAUAUCGUUGAUGACAAACAAUCGUGAAAAAAUAAAGGAAGUGGGGAAAGCUCAAUUGAAUCAUCAAUGAUUUGUUAACCCACCAACCCAAGUGUAACUUUCUAAAGGCCUACAAAUAACCAAGUUUUGUAAUUAUUCCUAAAGUACCCAAGUGAACGAGUCAAUAAGGCAGUGUGGAAUUAAAGACUGGCUGUAAUUUUUAACAAUUUUCAAAAAUGGUAGUACCCUUUUUAAUAGAAUAAGAUUGACAGCACGAGAAAUAUCUAAUACUUGGAAGUUUAAGAUUUUUUUUUUCAUGUGACAUCUUUCAUAAAAGAUAUAUUUACAGCUAUAUACAUAGGAUUUAUUCACAUUAACAUAAAGAUCUUUUUCAAUUAUAUUUCUAUAAAAUUCCUUUUAAGACACAAUUUUAAAAAUGUGAAUUGAAAAAAGAAAAAAAAAGAAAAAAAUAUAAAAAAUAAAUAUUACUCAAGUGCACUAACUGAGACUUUUUGAAAACACGAUUUCUGGAAAUAAGUCGAAUCAUAUUUAUUUUUGGUAUAUUAUUUUAUUUUAUGCUUUUUUUUAAUUAUCAAAAGUUUUAAAAAAAUGCUAUUAUUACCAGGCUGAAUAGAUGUAUUCCUUCUUUCUAUCGUUUUUAUAGUUCAAGCUCACGCUCUAACGCUAACACUAGAUGAAUAUGAUCAAAGGGAGAGUGAGACCACAUGCACUAAGGGACUACUUCAAGACAAGGAUUAUGCCAUUUUCAAAGGAACAUUCAACUGGGAAGGGUCGUCACCGGAGUAUUCAAGAGUUGUCGAGCUUGGUCUUCAAACAGAAACCCUACCUUACAUUGAUAUUGUACAUCUGAGUAACAAAACCACGCGUGUCUAAACAUUAAAGUGCUUAUUGUAUUUCGGUUCACAGAGCUAUUUUGAAAACCAAUUUCUGUCCAGGGUAAAAUAUGUGUGGAAACUUAGCCAACAUUCCUCCCCUGCCCGGCAGAACCUGUAAUAAUUUUGGCAAAUAAAGUGCAUAGAAGAUAUUUAAUAAAACAACUAACAUGUUUGUAAUUAUAAAAUAGCACCCCAUUGGGUGAUUAUCUUCAAAUCAUGUGCCUGCCCCACAACCCGUACGAUGGACCAUCGUCCGGCAGGAAAUCUAAAGGAAACGGCGUUCCUUUUUCGAAAUAAAGUAAAUAACGCCGUCAAAGUGGGGGGCUCUUGCGGGACUCAUAAUUAUUAUUGUCGUCUGUUUUUAACCAAAAUUAUAUUAUUUAUAUAUAUAUAUAUAUAUAUAUAUAUUGUGAUAUGUUUUCUGAUUAAAUAAAGGAAAAUCAUACUUCCAACAUACCGCUUUUAAUUUAAAAAAAACCAAAUCGCGUAAUAGUUGACACAAAUGUAUCCUUCAUCUUUCCCACGCCAGAUUUGUGUCAUUCAAACGGCAAAUACGUGCCGAGGACGUGAGGGAAAACACCCGUGUUACUGUGUAGGCGUCGACGACGCUAAGACAUUUCAUUUAGUAUUCAACAUCACCGCAACAGCCUCUGUCAGCCUGGCGAAGAUCAGGUUACAAGUGUCGCACAUCAACAAGAGUCAGAUCUUCAGUGAGACUAGGACUUUGCCAGAAAUAUACGGUAAUUUUUUGUCUUAAAAUUGUUACUGUUAUUUUUCUUUAUAAUUAAUAGUAUUGUUAUUGUCCUAGCGAUUUUUGAUCACUUUACACGCUCUUGAUGCGGCAUAGCAAGUGCGGCAAGCUCUAGCUGAAGGUAAUGAACAUGCUGCAAAUUUCGUAACUGUGAAAUAUGCGAUAAAUUCCAAGAAAAAAUGUUUUUGUUAAGUGCAAUUUAUUUAAUAACGUUAUUCACGCAUUUUUAUCAACGUAUAAUAUAAAUGUAUAGAGCUAAUAUUUUUCUUGUGCGAUUCAAUUUAUGAGUAUGAUAAAUAUAAAAAUAUUGUUUUAAUAAAUACAAAACAGUAACUUAUUUGGAACAAGGUAAUAAGACAAAUGGUUGUUGCCAUCAUAAUCAGCUAGUUUGUGGUAAAACAGCAAAUUAGCUUUCCUUAUCAUCUGGUAAGAAUGCCUGUAAAUAAACUUUCAUUUUGCAAGCUUAUAAAAGCAGGCUACGCGGUUAAUUUAACUUUAUGUUUUGAAGAAGGAUAAAAUUCAGUUUUAAAUUCAAAUUUAUCGGUAUACCAUAAAUAUAAUCGCAUCAUUAGAAUUAGAACAUCAAAUAACAUUUGAAAUAUUCUCAUUUUUUUUUUAAUACAGACAGAGCGAAAUCAAUUCAAAUCAAUGAUCUUGUACCAGAAACAGAGUAUUGUUUUCUGAAGUUAAAUGCAAGUGACCAAAUGAAUGCAUGUUGUCAUAACCUGCCCCAACCUUGUAUUUUAACAAUAUCGCGAAAUAGCCUCAGUGUGGCGUCUAGUGUUGUGUGUUCUUCAUAUCGACCAAGUGGUGACUCUCCGAGGGCGUCAAUUUACAAGUUUACAGUAUCUGUGUGUGGUGAUGAACAUUAUGUUCAGCCAGUAACGUGCAUAGCUGAACAUGGUAUGUACUGACUCAUUUGAAGCUCUGCCAAUUACAUGUGUAGCUCAACAUGAUACGUAUGCCGAGACUUAAAAUAUGUAGGUCGUCAAUAACUUCUAAGAUAGUAAUGACCUAAGCGAAAAUUCACUGGUUUAACAUAUAAAUUUAAGUAUUGAAUAGUUCGGAAAUUACGCUAUAUUAAACGGGCUUGGGGACAAUCAUUUUGUAUAUAUCGCAAUUUCUUGGAACAUCCAUCUUCCAGAGAUCCCAAGCUGAUAGGAAACAAAAAAAAAACUAGCUUGGACCUCAUCCCACCCCGUGGAAUCAAAGGUACACAGGAGUAGAAUAUACAUUCCCUUUAAAUCUUAGAUAUAGGUAUAUAUUUAUUUUUAGCAAGUGACAGAUAGUCACAAUUUGACAUAAUAAGUUAAAAGCUGUCAAAUUAUAAUUAGUUGCAUUGAAGUAUUAUGCUAAAAGGAUAUUGUACACAUGUUUUUAAGUUCUUUCAAGUCACGACACACAUUCCUAUGGAAUGUCCCCUCCUGUGCUUUAGUAACUUGAUUAUCCUAAGGUGUUCAUUUGUCAAACCACCUUUAUAUAUAAUGUAGUCUUGUUGUUUUUGGUUUUUAAUUUCCCAUAAUCCACAUAGUAAGACAUAUACAUAUACGUAUUAUCGCUCCUAAUUGUUUGUUCUUUUAUUCGAAACGAAAAAUGUGUUAAAAGUUGUUAGAAACAUCUCCUGGUAAUUAUUUAGUGAGUGAUUCGAAACUAGAAUGAUCGACCUGUAUAGAAUGCAAAACUCAUAGAUUAUGGAGCAGCUGUUUCCAACCUUUGCUUGGUUAAGCAUAUUAUUAGCUUAUUAGCCGUUACUAGAGAUAAGCAGGGGAAAAUAAGCCAACUUUAACCUAGUAAUACAACACUCGACUAAACGUAAUAAUUUUGUUAAUGUUUUAAUGGACUACAAUAAUAAAAAUAAUUUUUAAAAACUAUACAAUUCAAAUCUGUUUCUGUUUAAAUUUAGUUGCUCUUUUUUCUUCAUGUUCAUGUUAUGCCGGGAUGUGGAAAACGUCGUUCCUGUUUAUACGGGAUAAGCCCAACCUUAAGAAAUGAGAAAACAUGUUCUUAUUCCAGUUCUUUUAUCCUCAAGUUAAAUACACACAUUUAUGACCAUGAAAUGGUAACCGUGAAAUGAGAGAAAUGAAGUAAUUCAGAGUAAAAGAAUAAAUUUUAUUUUUAAAAAAAAUAUAUUAUUCGGGCUGUUUUAAUUACCCCUACAUAGCUUACUGGAAUAGAAUUUAGUAACAACAGACAUGGUUUUGGAAUCUUCCUUAAGGGAUAAAAUUAGGCAGCAACCACGAGCAGGCUACUCUGUUUUACAAAAAUUUACACGUAGCCCAUGCGCAGUUAAUUGUGAAACGAAGUUAUAACUCUUUGAAGACUUAGUAGAUGCAAAUACAUUAGAGUAUAGUCUUUUACCAUAUUUCAGUUCUUGCGAAAUUUUGGUACUUUGUCAAAAUUGUCAUUAAUUAUAUAUUGAAUGCACAAAGAUAAUAUACGAGAUUUUAUCGAAUAAUGUCGUUUUGUUUUGGCUAUCAAAGAAUCAUGUUUCUUUAUAAAAAAUGAUUUCACUGAUUUUUCCCGAUUUUCAUUAAUAACUUCUUAUUUUUAGGUAUUCAUUUGUCACAAAAUAAAGAUUGCUCACUGGAAAUGGCAUGUAAACAUUCAACAGCAAUGUUUGGGCUAAAUCUUGCUAUCUUACUGUUUCUCAUUUUAGGUAAUUUUUCUUAUUCUUAUAUGUAUUUCGCUACGAUUUUUUUUAAACUUUUGAUAAUAUUAGUAUUCAUUCAAAUAAUUUUGUUUUUGAAAACCUAAUAUUUAUUUCUACAGGUGCUCUUCCUUAUAUGGCUAUAAUUUUGUAUAGGUAAGAAUUUAAUUAAUUCUGAAUAUUUAAUAACAUCAGUUUAUAAAUGACUUUUAAAAGUAUACAUGACAAUGGACAUGUUUAAUAUUUUGGUAACUUACAAUUAGAACAAAAGUCCACAAUUUUUAAUAAAUUGUUGAAACAUAUCAUUAACAGAAACAAAUGAAUUUUUAAAUGAAAUUAUACACGUAACACUUUAAUACGUAAAUUGUUCCUAGUUCAAAUAAUGCACAGAAAUAAUUGACAUAUAUAAUUUCUAUAAAUUUUAUGAAAGCUAUCAUUGCUGUUAUAAUGAAGACUAUUUCUACGCUGUUUUUAUUUUCUUUUGAUGGUUCUUAAUUAUUAUUUUGAAGAAAAAAAACUAGAUUAAAUUUCAAGAAAAGGAGACGAAAUAGUAAAGAAACUCAUUCAGAUGAACAUCUCUAAUACUACGCAAACCUGAAGAUGAAAUGACACAGUCACACACACAGAUUCAACGUUUUACCUUAUGAAAUAAAUGUACAUUGAUCAAGAGUUGAUGUGCUCUCGUUGAUGCUAAGAGCUUGUGUGUACUUGUAGUGUAUGUUCAGGGUGUAAGGGACGCAUAUGAGAGUUUAGUGCAAUAAAUAAGUUUUAUGUUUCGGGGAGGUAAUGUACAUGAUCUUGUUGAAGGUUUGGAAGAAUGGUGAGAGUGAAGUUUGAGAGUUAGGGUGAAAGACAACGAGAGUAGUGGGUAUGAAUAGCUGUGUGUUUUUUUGUUUAGCUUCACAUAUCAAUCAACGAUUUCAGUGUGAAUGUGAAAUCUUAUUGGGGUUCUGACCAAUAUUAUCGGUGACAUAGCAGAAAUGAAGGAAAAGGCUGCCAUAAGAUUGUAGGGAAAAGAAAUUAAAAAUCCUUUGUGUUGCCUUUUUUUUUUUUUGGUGCCUUAGAAUUCCACAUCGAUCUAAAUAGCUCGCUUACGUUGUACACUUGCAUUUAAUGUUUUUAAAUGAGUCAUACAAACAUAUUUACAUAAGAGGACAAUAAUGUACACUUUUUAAAAAAGAUUCAGUUUUUUUUUUUUUUUAAUGCUACAAUCUCAUUAGUUGCUAGCGGUGGCGUGCAGAUGCGGGGAGAGACACUAGAAAUAUUUUACUUGCCAAUGGGAGGAGGGAGAACUGGGAAUGUUUUCCCUUUAGCUGGGGUGAGGAGAUAAAAAGAUAAGACAAAUAUGCAUUCUAUUUGAUAAAAGUCAUGACAUAUAUAGAUAUGAUCUUGUAAUUGAUGCCAUGUUACGGUUAUUCUAUAUCCUACUGUUCUGUUAUAAAAAGCUUUUGCUCUGUCUCAUAUGUGAAAGCUUAUGACACAGUUUAAUUCUCCGCUUACAAUUAAGUUAUUCUAUUUACGUAAAAAGAAAUCGAUUUUUAAUGUUUCAUGUUUCUUGAUCAUUCCAUUAGGCAUAACUAGGUUAUGCUGUUAGGUUAUCUCAAACACCUGCACACCACUGCACAGUACAUUAUCUCAUACUAUUAUUUACAAAUAAGACUAGUAUUAUCAUUUUAUCUUUAAUAAAUUUUACUAAAUUUUAUUUAAAAUCAUAAUAAAAAACAUUCUUAAAUUGCAUUGGUGUUUUCAUAUUUGAUUUCAAAUAUUUAUUAUUAUUGUAAUCCUUAUUAUUUAUCUGUAAAUUAUGUUUAUAUAUAUCAACAUAUAUAUUUAUUCAAAUACAAACAUUAUUUUUAAAAUAAAUUUUAUACUAGAAGGAUAAGUCAAGGUAUUCGUCAUAUUAUUUGGGCUUAAUUUCUAUAUUCCAGUUCAAUUUCUCUUUUCUCAUGUUCCUAGAAAUGGUGUUCUAGUAUAUUGGCCUACUUUUUUUUUUAGACGCAACAAUAGAGCAGCUGUCAUUGAUCGAUAUUCCUAGCUGCAGUAUCAGCUGACAAUUUGCUUGAAAGUAGGUUACAUUAACCCUCAACACACCAAGGCUCUCAAUCUUUUGCCGUUUUAUGUUCUCGAUUUGUGUUGUUCAAGAAGCUAAAUGUUGUGCCCCAUGAAUAAAUUCACA
Molecule: messenger RNA, 7059 nt
Organism: Lymnaea stagnalis (great pond snail)
Lineage: Eukaryota; Metazoa; Mollusca; Gastropoda; Lymnaeidae
Source: the annotation of a GenBank genome assembly